Thrips palmi is the source of this 4352-nucleotide messenger RNA. RefSeq lists its product as uncharacterized. The transcript is spliced from 6 exons. Bases 473 to 4051 code for a protein of 1192 amino acids. Gene Ontology annotation, cellular component: cytosol. Gene Ontology annotation, biological process: regulation of cell shape; cortical actin cytoskeleton organization; cell migration. NCBI's taxonomy places the organism in Eukaryota, Metazoa, Arthropoda, Insecta, Thysanoptera, Thripidae. Gene Ontology annotation, molecular function: actin filament binding. The record is from RefSeq and is a predicted model, not a curated record.
GGCCGCCGCGGCGCGUCGAGUCUGCCUGCCAGUGUCGUGUCCGUGUCUGUUCCCGGACUGCGCCCCGCCGGCUCCGAUCGGUCUCUCGUCGCGAGACCGAGGCGUGCGAGCCGUGGGACAGUCCCACCGUGACACUCCGUGACACACCGUCACACCGCGACCGCGGCCAGCGUGACGGUCCUGCCUUCUGUGACGAGAAGUGCCGACUCAGUGAUCCGAUCCCGCGAGUGUGGUGGUUGCGAGUGUGUGUGACGACGCCCCCGUGGAUAGGGCGGACCAGUGCAGUGUCGAGGGGAGUGUGAGUGCGAGGGAACGGCCGAGGAACAUGCUGUGUGGAUUCCACCUUAUCACCACUUGGAUUGUCGCCGCCGCCUGGGAUACCGACUGAUCCACACUGUUCGUGAAAAACACGCGGCAGCGCUACGCGCGCGGUGGGUCCGCUGGAGCGGGGCCCCCCGAGGGGUCCCUGACCAUGGCGCCCACGACCGAGGCCCUGGGCCACGACGGCGGCACGGGCUGGCUCGGCGCGGACUCGGCGGUCAAGGAACACCAGCGGCCGCCCAUCUACAACCCCGAGGACUAUGCCCAGUCACUGCGCAAGUUCGGGCGCCGCACGCCGGCCCCUGGCGGCACGGGGCCUGGCGGGGCGUCGCCGGGCAUCAACGGGGCAUCCACGCCGGGCGCCUCGCCGCCGGGCGGCGGCCGCCUGGACAGCAAGUGCAACAAGUCGACGCUGGGCUCCAGCAAGUCGGCGUCGUGCGCCGCGCUGCCCACCCUGGGCGGGCCGCAGGGGCCACUGUCCUCCGCCAGCGCCAUGUCCACGGCGGGCAGCCACCGCGGCUCGGCCAGGGGCUCCACCGAGAACCUGCGGCCGCAGCAAGCCGCUCCCCACGGCGCCCCCCAGCAGCAGCAGAUGCAGCAGAUGGAGCCCGAGAUGAGCCUGAGGCAGUUCGACAGUGUGGGCGAGCUGCUUAACAAGCUCAAGGCGGACCUGCGGCUGGCCUUCCCCAGCUUCGUGCAGGAAUUCGUGGACUCGGCCGUGGACGGCGUGUCGCUGCUCCUCGAGCUGCUGCGCACGGUGCAGCUGCAGCAGCAGGGCGGCGGCGGCGCGGGCGGCGGCGUGGCCAGCCAGCGGCAGGCGCUGCUGCAGGAGAACGCGUGCCUGCAGUGCCUGCACGGAUGCCUGCGCUGCCCCGACGCGCCGCGCCGACUGGCCGUCAGCAGCGCCGGCCUCUUCACCCUCGCCGUCUCCACCAUGAGCAGCGUCAACAAGUCCAGGGUGCUGGCCCUGCAGCUGCUGACCAAGACCUGCGAGGGCUGCCCCGAGGGCCACGGCGCCGUGUCCGAGGCCCUGUCCACGAUGCGCCUCCGCUUCGGCGAGCCCGUGCGCUUCCGCUUCCUGGCCGGCGUGCUGUCCUCGGCGGGCGGCCAGAGCGACCUGCUGCUGGCGGGCCUCCGCUUCCUCAACGCCUUCCUGCGCUCCGCCCCGGGGCCGCAGCAGCGCGUCUACAUCCAGGCCGAGCUGGGGCAGGCGGGCUUCCAGCCGUCGGCGCUACGCGACACGCUGCCGGCCUCGACGGCGGGCUCCGCCGAGGUGCAGGACGAGUUCGACGCGUGGCAGCGCCAGCAGGUGGAUGUGGCGGCGCUGACGCAGCGCUGCCAGCAGGCCGAGAACCGCGCCACGCAGCUGCAGGACCAGCUGAGCCAGCUGCAGCGCCGCCUGCAGGUGCUGUCGCUGGAGCAGACGCUCAAGGGCUCCAAGAGCAAGGACGACGACCUGGACAAGGACCUGGACAAGGAUGACAGCCGGUCCACGCCUGCCGAGGACGAGGGCAUCUCGUCGUCCGACCAGGACCGCUCGCUGUCGCCCGACGCCGGCGACCGGGAGCCCAUGGUGUACGAGGUGGUGCUCAAGGUGGCCGACGGCCACAAUGGACUCAACGGCGUCAACGGCAUCGGGCACAACAACCAGCGGCCGGCCCCGCGCACCGCGCCGCGGACAGCACCGCGCGCCUCCAAGCUGCCCCAGCAGCAGGACGAGGACGACGAGGAGGAGGCGACCAUCGAGGAGGUCAUGGAGGAGUUCCAGAACAUCAUCAACGACGCCGAGACGGAGGUGUACGCCAACAACCAAGUCAACAGGACGUCCGCGGCGUCCGACCGCGAGAGCACCAAGAACGUUUACGUCAACGGUGACACGCUGACGGCCAGGAUACAGGUGCCGUACCCGCAGGACAACAACCGCGCGCCCGCCAAGACCGGCAGGCUGCGGCUGGAGGCGCUGUUCCAAAACGCCCCGCCCGCCAAACCGCAGCCGCAGCAACAACAACAAAGCCAACAACAGCAGCAAGCCCCGCAGCCCACCCAGCGGCUGCAGCUGCCGCAGCGGCUCGCGGUGCCGCACGACGACGACGACCAGCUGCAGCUGCAGCAGCACGGCGAGAGCGAGAUCGUCCCCAGCGCGCUGCUGCCGCAGCCGCCUCGCCGCGCCAAGAGCCUGGUGCACUUGUGCGCGCCCAGCAAGGACUACGUCAACCUGUGCAACUCCUCGCCCUUCUUCGACGACGCGGACUCGUUCAGCAACAUGAGCGGCGACGGCGACAACUCCGACUCGCUGCUGAGCGCCUCGCGCGAGCCCCUGGGGCUGGGCCUCGGCAUGGGCCUCAGCCUGGACGGCGGCUCGGCGGCGUCCCUCACGCGUGACAAGAACCUCCGCAACGCGGCCGACAGCGCGGCGGGCGGCGGGCCGGCGUCGUCGGGGGCCUCGCGGACGUCACGCGGCUACCGGUCCAUCGCCAUGAUCAUGCCCGACGAGGACUGCCGGGACUGCGACAAGGAGGACGACGUGAUCAAGCCCGUGGAGGUGAGCGUGUACCAGGGCAUGCAGGGCAUCCCGGACAUCCUGCGCUGCAGCAAGCAGACCAGCAGGCAGGCCACGAGGCAGGCGGCCAGCCCCUCGCCGUCGCAAGGCCCCAGGGACGCGGUGGACCCCGCCACGGUGCGCAACGGCAGCAACUACCAGCCGGCCGGCGGCGCGACGACGCUCGCCAAGCCGACGCCCUCCACCGCCACCACGGCGUCGGCGACGUCCACCCCGGUGCCGCCCGUCAAGUCGCCGCGCACGGGCAGCAGUUUCGACGGCCUGUUCUACGUGUCCGACACGCCCAAGACGCCCGCCAAGCCCUCGAACGGCAAGCCGCCCGCCGUGGCGCCCAAGAAGAAGAGCGCGCGCUCGUCCGCCAGCUCGGCGGCGUCGACGGAGCGCUCGGACUCACAGCGCUCCGGCAGCCAGCGGCAGUCCGACGGCAGCGCCGCGCUGCGGCGGCAGGUCUCCAAGGCCAAGAGCCUGGAGCGCAUCGACGAGAGCCACGGCGUCAACGGCAUGGUGGACAUCGUGGUGUCGCAGAAGCAGCAGCAGCGCCUCGCGCCCGACGGCGUGUUCCAGGCCCGCGAGUGGAGCGUCGAGUGGGGGCAGGGCGUGGGCCAGGGCCGCCUCCCCGCCGCGGGCAGGCUGCCCGUCCCCGGCGGCGGCUGCGGCGCCGCCAACCCCGCCGGCCCCGUCGUCAUCGUGUCGCGGUCCACCAGCGUCCGGCACCAGCAGCGGCAGCAGUUCCAGCCGCCGCCGAGGCCGCCGACGGGGGUGGGCCGGCGGACGCCCCCCGAGGGCGCCAUGACGAGCCACGCCGUGCAGGCGCACCCCCUGUUCCUGCCCGUCAGCUCGCGGGUCAGCGCGUUCGAGAAGGGCGACCCCCGGCACGCCAUGCCCGCCAUGGGCCCCGCGCCGCCCGGCCCCGUCAGCGCCAGCUUCGUCAUCAAGCGCGGCCACACCAACGCCGGCCUCUACUCGGGCCACCACGUGCUGAGGGACUCGCACGGCCCCGGCCACGGCCCCGCGCACGGCCCCGGCGUCAACAUGGCCAAGAUCGUCACCACCGCGCCCGUGCCCGGGCUGCCCGGCCUCGGCCACCCCGUGGACUUCGCGAGAGGCAUCCACGUCAACCUGGCCGUGCCCGGCGGCAAGCUCACGGAUCUCCCCUCGGGACUGUAUUAGGAAAUAUCUCUCUGUACAUUGUUUGUAUUUUAUUUCUUGCUCUCGCGGCAUCAGAACGGCGGACAGCGUCACUGGUUUUGUUAAAGUUAGUUAUUUAAUAAAAGUAAAUCGAGUGGGCAUAACGACAACAAACUAUUAUUGAUUGACAGAGACUUUAAGUUGAUUUGACAACUGUGUUUUUUUUUUCUGGAUGUUUAACAAAGUACCUUAUUACUCUUUUUGCCAGAGUUUUGUUAUAAGUGAACUGUAACUUCGCUGUAUUGUAAAUAUCUGAAAUAAAUAAGUAGAAUUUUUAUGGUUA